Aspergillus alliaceus is the source of this 861-nucleotide messenger RNA. Its product is annotated as RTA1 domain-containing protein. The transcript is spliced from 3 exons. The record is from RefSeq and is a predicted model, not a curated record. Gene Ontology annotation, cellular component: membrane. Bases 19 to 861 code for a protein of 280 amino acids. Lineage: Eukaryota; Fungi; Ascomycota; Eurotiomycetes; Eurotiales; Aspergillaceae.
AUUCUAAAGACGUCCAUCAUGUCGACCGAUGACUCUAGUUGGACAUACUAUCACUACGAUCCUUCUCUACCUGCAGCCAUUAUAUUCACCAUUCUUUUCGGCAUAAGCUCCCUGUUCCACACGUAUCAAGCGCUGCGCACACGAACCUGGUGUUUCAUUCCCUUUGUGAUAGGCGGCUUCUUUGAGUGUGUUGGCUACAUUGGCCGUGCGCUUGGACAUUACGAGACACCAAAUUGGACUUUGGGGCCUUAUGUACUCCAAAGCCUCCUUCUCCUUGUUGCUCCUGCCCUAUUUGCUGCUUCCAUAUACAUGGUCCUUGGAAGGCUUAUUAUAAUCACGAAUCAUCCUGAAUUUGCCAUUGUGAGACCGCAUUGGCUAACCAGAUUCUUUGUCUCUGGAGAUGUCUUGUCGUUCGUUGUGCAAGCCGCCGGUGCUGGCCUCAUGGUUACCGGAGUGAAUGGUAUGAGACUAGGCGAAGAUGUCGUGAUAGCUGGCUUGUUUGUCCAGGUCGCCUUUUUCGGUCUUUUCAUUAUCACGGCGACCAUUUUCAACUGGCGCAUGCGAAACAUGGUUACUGCUCGCCUGGCUGUACCUGGGCUUGCAUGGCAGAAGCAUCUCGCUAUAUUGUACGCCGCCUGCAUCCUCAUCAUGGCCCGAUCAGUUUUUCGAGUUGUUGAGUAUAUCCAGGGAAAUAAUGGCUACCUACUUCGGCACGAGGUAUUUCUCUACGUAUUUGACGGCGUCCUGAUGUUCGUGCAGAUGGUGCUCUUCAACUUUCACCACCCGAGCAGACUUCUAUCCGCAAAGACUACGCAAUUGCCCAAUCAUUAUAACAAUGUACACUUGCAGCCAUGGCUGUAA